CCUUCCUUUCACGCGCUGCCCGCUGCGUUACUCCUCUGUAUAAACUCCCCAUUUGAUGCCCACCUAGAAGAAAAGGAAGCAAGUCCUUUUUUUAACUGAAUACCGUGGUGUUUGUCAAAAUGUCUGCUCAAGAAAUACUGCCCACCUGAAGUCUGAGCUAAGCUCGUGCCAUUCAAGAUGAAUCUUUCUCGAGUCCAAAUGCCCUUUGGUGCUUUCAGCUAGGAGAAUUCUUCAGAAGUUCUCCUCUCUACGUCACGGACACUUUUCUGGCAUUUCGAGAAGAGGGCCUGCAUGUGGUAGUAGUUGAGAUAACUGGGCUGCCUCUGUUCGAGUCUGAGGUACCUCAAUCACUCCACAGCAUUUAUUCCGAUUCCUAUGCUUCCAUCAAGCAGUCAUGCAUACACUACCUUUUUUCCCCCCACCUUGAACUAUGAGUAAUGAUACCAUAUUUUCUUCGGAGUGAGCUCCGCAUCUGGAAGCCCAAUUGGGCCCUGAAUCUGGGUCGGUCUAAUGAUACCAUAUUUAACCCGCCAUUGGUCGAGAUGUUUAAAUGAGCAGAGAGGAAAGAGGCAUGAUGAAAUGUUUCGGGCUCAACUCUCCAGCCAUGAGAAAUCUCAGUACCCAGAAAGCAGAAGCUUGCAGGUUUGCAAAGAUCUUCAAUUUCCUGCAAGAUGAAUCUCAUCAGACAUUUUUCAGUUGAAAUUUGGUUCCUGGAAAUGAAUGCAGCAUUUAGUAAUUGCCAGAGAAGAACUUAAAGGAACAAUUAACGUUUGCAUGUUUUGAAUGCUUGGGUAGAGAGAUUUUGACUUGCUAAUAUUGUCUGCAAUGGCAAAAAGGUCCCCAAGAAGCCAUGUCCGACGAGCAAAGGACCGGCUAGUAUGUGUGUGGGGUCUAAUAAGUAUUUUGGAUUUUCGCCAUUUUACGUCUCCUCGGAGGAUGCUCACUUACAGAAGGCAGAGAAGCAGAGAACCUGUUGGUUCAGGCAAAUUGGCGUACAAGAUUGAAGAUUCAUCUGUGGUUGAUGAGAAUCUCGGUGGAAUUCGGGUUGAUCGGGAGGCAACAACUUGUGUCAAGACACUUAUAGAAAAAGAAAUAGUGAAAGAGCCUAGGCAUUCUGAUUCAAGAUGGGAAGGUCACCUAAAGAAGAAAAAUGGUAAAAGGGGUAAGACGGGGUUCAAGCAAAGCCAAUUUCUGAAUAACGGGGACCUGGAAGACGGGAAAAACUGGGAGUCCAAGUGCCCGUGUCAGCAAAUUACGGAGCAGCAUUUGGAAAACAUUAUCACUGAGAAGGAUAUAAUUAAAGAAUUUUGUGACCAAGAUUAUCCUCAUCAUCACGAGGAAAGACUUCAUGAAGCAGUUAAGCAGGUUUUAAGUCAACAGCUUUUUUGUGGGAUUCACAAAGAACUAGUAAAUGUCCUUCAGUCUUCACAGGGUUCUCAUUUUACGAGAGACAAACUGUCCAACGCACUUGCAGAAUCCGACUUGUCCAGAGAUGGCAAGUAUAAGCAACUUAACUUUUUUGGGAAGGAAGCCGGGUUUCGAGGGAUAAGGUCAUCAGAUGGAGAUGAGCACUCUCAAGUGCCUAAUACAAUCGUCCUUUUGAACCCCAAGUUGAUAAAUCCCGAAACAGCUCCAUUGCAAAAUACUGGUGAUAAAGGGCGCAGUGAAAGGAUAAUUACAUGGUCCUUUCUCUCUAGCAUCAGGAAAAGGCUGAAAAGUGCUAUUUCUUCAACUAAAGACCGUUUCUAUAUGGAAAAGGUGCCUCAAGUCAAAGCAGGAGAGGAGAACCAUAAGAUGGGUGAUAAUUCCGAUCUAAGGGUGUCAAAGAUCUAUAUUGAGGCCAAGAAAUAUCUGUCUGAGAUUCCUAGCGAUUGCGAUCAAGGUUCAGAAAUUUUGACUUCUGAGUUCAGUGAUAAACUUGGCAGAAUACUUUCACUUCCUGUGUUUAGCUGUUCUCCUAUAGGAAGUCCGAAAAGAGAUAACUCUCUAACUGUUUUUCCAAAGGGUGAAUGUCCAAGAGAUAUAGGAAACAAUGUAGACAGUAGUACAGUAGUUCCUGGAGAACAAGUUAUAGAGUCGAGCAUUUGUGGAACAGUAGGGGAAGAGACUGCAGUUGUCACUGUAGAUCAUACAGGCUUAGAAGAAAACACAGGAGAAUCUGAUGAGUUCUCUCCUGAAAACUGCACCACUGGACAUUUAUGUGAAGCAUCAGAUGACAAUGACUGCGGCCAACUCAUGCGAAAGAAUCUUAAUGAUGAGAAUGCACCCGUGGUUUCUCCAUUUACGUCUCUGCCAAGUGCUUUUUUCAUGGAGAAAGCAGAGCAGCCCAGUCCAGUAUCUGUUCUCGAGCCAUUAUUUACAGAGGACCAGUAUAGCCCCACAAGGACCAAAAUCCAAUCUCGAGGACAUCCAAUUCAGCUUCUACAAAUUGAGUUUGACGAAAGAGUCGACCCGUCCACCACUCAAAACAUCUAUACAGAAACCUUAGAUAUUGACUGCGUCAAAGCAGUACUUCACGCCUGCAAAAUAAAUUGGGAUGAGCUGUACUUGAAGUCUCUAUCAUCGGACCAAUUACUCCCGUUGACGGUGCUUCGAGACACAGAUUUCUUCGGGGGCUUUCCUUUUCAUGGCGAGAAGAUUCUCCUUGACUGCAUCAAUGAGGUUCUCUUGGAGUUCUGCAAGCACUACUCUGUGCUUCCCUGCUAUUGUUUCUCCAACAAGAUAAAUGCCACUCAUAAAGUGUGCGAACGUGUCCACUGGCAUCUCCUUCAACCCCCUAUGCCUCGUACACUCGAACAGAUCGUUGGGAAAGACUUAUCAGGGAUGGAAGCCUGGAUGGACCUGCGUUUGGAGGCGGAAAACCUCGGUGUUGUAAUGGGUGAAAUUAUUCUCGAAGAAUUGAUUCAGGACACAAUUAUGGAUUGUGUGAAUGAGGCCUUAGAGAGCGAGCAGUUGCCCAUCUUUUUUCUGUUGGGCAGACGGAGAACUAGGCAGCAUUAGCCUGUAAAUAUGACAGGGGCCUGCUUUUCUACCAAAUAGUUCAGCCUUUUUUGGUCAGUUAACUACCUUGGUGGAUUUCCUUCUGCACAGACAGAAGUGCGAGGUGAUUAUAUGUCAACUGGAGCGUCAGCCUGUCCAUAGCUUAUCCUCUCUCUCUCGCUCUCUUUUCCAUUUUAGUUUCUUCACCUGUACCUUGUAUUGCAUAAUGUUGAUACUGCGACAAUUACUGUUGAAGAUGUAAAUAUGCUUUGAAUAAUCCAAGUUUCAACAGAAGAUGUAAAUA
Messenger RNA from Punica granatum (pomegranate), 3283 nucleotides. The record is from RefSeq and is a predicted model, not a curated record. NCBI's taxonomy places the organism in Eukaryota, Viridiplantae, Streptophyta, Magnoliopsida, Myrtales, Lythraceae.